Molecule: messenger RNA, 969 nt
Organism: Plasmodium fragile
Lineage: Eukaryota; Apicomplexa; Aconoidasida; Haemosporida; Plasmodiidae
Exons: 3
Coding region: 1-969 (322 amino acids)
Source: RefSeq, a predicted model, not a curated record
AUGGGAACAGUAGAUUUGGCGAAUGCAUUGGUGCAAUGGGUACUCGCCGCCGGGAUUGAGGAUCAGGACCAGUAUGAGGACAUGGUGUGGAACAAGACUAAAGAGGUCAUGGCGGAAUUUGUGGACUACAUGGAGCGCGACGAUAUAACACUGUAUGCAUCGAAUUGUGAUAACAAAGGAUGGGAGCACCAGAACUACCCCGCCGGUGUGCGCGGAGUAGGACAAACGGUGGGCGAUAAAAUUGUAUGCGUACUGAUGGUAGGGGCCUUAUUUUUCAUGAAUGGGUGGACUAGUACAGAAAGUACUCGACAGCGGGAAGAUGACACCAGUGAAAGAAUAAGGGCGCACUUGCUAUGUGCAAUAGUACAUAUGUUCAGUCAAGUAUUACACGAAUCCGUGUGCAGGAGUAGGUGGGGAAUAUUUUAUGCAUGGUACUCAAUGGAACAAAUGGACACUGGGCCAGGAAGUUUUCCGGCAGGUUUAAUAAAGAAGGGAACAUGUGGUAGAAACAUAUCUUCGGAUGUACAAAUAAGGGACCUUGAGUUAAAUGCGGAAGUAAAGAAAUGGUUAGGGCAAAAUAGUACACUCAAAAAGGCAAUAACGAGAGUACAAGGACAUGCACUGUGCACGACGCGCUGGCAGGACGCAUGGAGCAUAGACGAAAUCCUAGGGAAUGGCACUAUACAGGAUACGCAAGGGCUGCCGAUUGCUCCGAUAGUCCAUGAAUUGAAGGAAGGAAUCAACGAACUAUUUACGGAAAUCGGGAAACAGGCAGCGGACAGCAUAGAAAAAAGGGAACAGGUGAAGAAAGCGCAGUUAGAGAAGGAUGACAAGAACGGACAGGAACGCGCCUCCAAUGCAGCAACACAAGCGCCAGCAAAACCGGUAGCACCGACAGCAAAGGAAACACCACAGGGACCGACAGGUAAGGACCGAUGGGGAGAAAGCACGAAUACGUACGAAUACUGA